This is a messenger RNA of Cynocephalus volans (Philippine flying lemur), 904 nucleotides long. Its product is annotated as ral guanine nucleotide dissociation stimulator-like. The record is from RefSeq and is a predicted model, not a curated record. Lineage: Eukaryota; Metazoa; Chordata; Mammalia; Dermoptera; Cynocephalidae. The coding region runs from base 257 to 853 and encodes 198 amino acids. The transcript is spliced from 7 exons.
CCCUGAGCUCAGCCUCCUGGCCCAGGGCACUUGGGACAGGAGCUGGGGAGAACCAAGACCCUUGAAACCUGAGAACAACAGAGAACCCGUGAAGAGCUUGCUGAUGUGUGCCCACCACGGCAGCUCCUGGGCCUUAGACUGGGCCGCUCUCGGGGACAGCCCAAGCCAUCCCUUAAGCAGUCCAGGAACCACAUCCAUGACUUGCCUGGCUCCUGCCAUCCGCUGUCCCUGAGGGUCCCCCUGUCACCAACACUGGAUGCAGGCUGCAGGAGGGACCCCCAAGUUUGCCACCCUGGAGAUGAACCCCAAGAGAGCGGCUAAGGAGACGGGUGUCAUCCAGGGCACUGUUCCCUACCUGGGGACAUUCCUCACUGACCUGGUGAUGCUGGACACUGCCAUGAAGGACUAUGUGUAUGAUGAAAAUGAGUCAGCCCAGGCCAUGGAUGACACCUGCAGGGUGGGGACCGUCACAGCAGGCACCCUGGAGAAGUUGGUGAAUCAUCUGGUGCCUUCCCUGCAGAGUGGGGACCCCUUCUUCGUCCCCGCCUUCCUCUGCACCUACAGGAGGUUCGCCACCACCCGGCAGGUGCUGGACCUGCUGUUCAAGAGGUACGGAUUCUUCUGCCCUGACCGUGAGGAGGACGAACAGCUGAAGAACGCCGUCUGCUCCUUCCUGGGCUGCUGGCUGGACCUCUUCCCAGAGGAUCUCUGCCAGCCCUCGGACCUCAGCAGCCUAAACCAGGUGAUGGCCUACGUGCUGCUGAACAUGCCCCGCUCGGCCCUGGCGCUCCGCGUCCACCUCCUCCUGACCCGGCUGGAGGACCCGGAGUCCAGCCAGGCAGAGCCGCGCUGACCCCGCACCCGCCCUGGUCCCCACGCUGGUGGCCUUCCACCAUCCUUUCCU